AGUAAGCAUCUCUGAUCACGUGAUCGAAAUUCAAACAAGAUGGAGGAUUUACCAGAAUAAACUUAACUAAAAAUUCCCAGCGAUGAGAAACUAUUUACAUUACGGUAAUUUCUAUUUAAUUAUGCAUUAGAUACCAAGCCCAAACCUAUCUUUAAAGUAAGCCAUAUUUUAUUUUUAAUGCCUUCCAUCUUUUACACACUGUCUACAACUUCCAAUUUUUCAAGGACUCCUCUACACGUCUAGUCCUAGUCAAACUACACUGACCUACAACAUGACAACAUCUUGUUUUUUUAUAUAAAAUUUAAAUCAAAUUAAAAAAUCGAACACAUUAGGCUUAGGCAUUAUUUGGUCUUUUAAGUUAUAAAUUAAAGACUAACAUAAGAUAAAUUCUUGGCUAAAUCUUAGGACGAAUGCCUCAGCGUCUUUUGGGUGUUUAUUAUAGUUAUAGUAUAGUUGCAGUGAAUUAGGGUUUGGGUUAGGUUGAGGGAUCAAUUUAAAUUUAGGGUUCAAGUUAGGCAUAGGGAUCGAUUUAGGGUUCAGGUUAGGCACAGGGAUUGAUUUAGGGAUACAUUUGUGAAAGAUACAACCAAGAUGGCGGCCAUCGAUAAAAUAGUGGCAUUCGUCCUCGUAAUUUACCAAAUUCUUUAUUGAUCCAAAAAAGUGGAAAAGUUUUUUCAUUACAUUGUUUGUAAAUAUUCAUUUUCAACUCAUAAAUUUAAAUAAAUACUAAAUAAUAUUAUAAACACAAAUGAUUUAAAUUUAAAUGAAGAUCAAGUCAACAAAAUUUUUCAUUUUAAAAUUUAAAUAAUUAUAACAAUGAUUAACAAUAAACAAUUUAAACAUAAGACAUCUAUAGUAUUUCUCUAGCAUCACAGUGUAUCAAAUCAGUCAUCAAUGAACUCCUUUAACUUUAGUGACAAUAAUGACUUAAUUAUUGAUCAUUCAAAUUUGGUAACUGCUAGGUGAGCACGCUUGUGAAUUCGUGCUGACUGGGGAAAAAAAGAAUUUUUGUCAUUCCUCCGAAUGUCUGUCUCAAAUUCAAAAUACUAGUAAAAUAAAUCAAAUGAUUGGUUACUUUAGCAGAUCAAUAAUGUUUUACCAAGAUCAUGGUUAAAUGUGAUAAUAUAAGAAUUGUCACUUAACAGCUGCUAGUAACAGUUUCUUUCCAAAAUCAUGGUCCUUGUUGCAAAUGGCUACUAGAAAGCUUGGAAACUGGCCAUGGUGUGUUCCACCUUGUUGAACUUGAAACCCAUUCUGAAACUCAAUUUGGUUAAAAGUUGAUGUAAUUUCCAAUGGCGCCCCAACUUUCAAUGCUUUCAAAAAGCAUAGCAUGCUUGCAUUUCCAUUAGCAAACCCAUUAGAAUAUCAUCAUGACGAUUUUCUGUGUGCUAAGUCCACACUUUUUCAAAAAAUAACCUGGUAUGUUUACUGCAUGUCAUAUUGCACUACAGCAUUUCCAUCUGUACCCAUCAGGUGACUCUGCACGUCGGACUAAAGACAUAAGUCGUUGACAGUUAUGAGAAAGUGUUUAGCAACCCAUUCUAACUGAAUCAUGCUAUUAUACAGUGCCCUCGUUGUUGUCAUAAGAAUGCAGAAUAUUUCCUGGCAAAAUGUUAUUUAUAAAAUGUAUCGGUGGUUGCGGUCUGCCGGCCAUGGUAUUUUUAUGUUAUUACAAGCAAUUAGUCUCAGUCUGCAAGACAACUCCAUUCAUUCAGAAUCAUAGAUGUAAACAAUUACAUCACUAAUUAUCGGGGUCACCUGGCACUUUCUAACGAAAAGUAUACUAUAUGACAUUAUGGAUCUGCGUUUGGAGGGUUGCCGAAUUUUUAAAUAUUGUCGUACUAAUUUUAAGAAAAAGAUAAAUCAACACAAACAGUCAAAUGCAUGCAACAACCAAGCAUGAUUAUUUUGUAACCAAAAAUCAUAUCAAUUUUAGGCCUACAUACUUUUAGGACAUAGCUAAAGAAAAAUAUUUUAUUUUCAAAUUAGUAUAUGGUCUCAUACUUAAAAUGACUAAGGAAAUUACAUUUUAAAUCUUUUUUUCCACAUAAGUGUUGAGUAUUAUGAGGAAUAUAUUUUACAUGUGAAAAUUUUGAGAUAUGUGUCCAAACUACACUAUAUCCAUAUUAUUCGCAUUUUUAUAUUGUGGUAAACAUUAACAGUAAUAUUUAUUAAAAAAAUGUUUUUAUCAUAACUGGUCACUAAAAGUUAUUAGUAGUAUUAGUGUUAUCAUAACAAAAUGCCUUACCAGAAUUCUCCCUUUUUCUACUGAUGGAGAAGGGACAGACCUGUAAAUUUAUGUUAAAACAUAUCAAUAUUAUACCCUCUUAGUAGACACAAAAAUUUGGCAGAGUAUACUACAUUCAAAGUUUGCAUAGAUAAUAAAAUGAAAAUAAUAAAAUGUAAAUAAUAAAAGAUGUGAUGUGAUAGAACAUUUGUCUAUUGACAGUUCUACCCUAAUAUUAAUAAACAAAAUAUUUUUUCUUCAAAUCUGAAGAUUUUUAUUAAAAUUCUUACCAAUGACUAUAUUGUUCUUUAACAGCUAUAUUAUUAUUUUUUCCGAUUUCAUUGACAGCAAAAACUGCAUCAUUGCAAUGACCAGAUAAGACUGAUACAAUGGAUGAAGAAAAUGAUCGAGAGAGAAGUCAUAUGGUGACUCAGAUCCAGCUCAACCAUCCGGCUACAGAGGAGAAUUUGGAUGACAGAUCUAACAGAAUUGAAGAAUCAGAGAUGAAUAGUGUUGCUGUAUCUCUAACAAGUUCUGAAAAAAUUUAUAUCUUUGAAAAUGAAAACUUCUUAAACAUAAACUCGAUAAGUGCAAGAAGUCUUAAUGUUGAAAACUGUAGCGGUUGCUUAGGUGAUGUCUGUUUCCGUUGUGAUAAGUUUAAACAGGAUGAAUUAGUUAAGAAUUCCCACAAACUUGUCCCGAGAGAAAAGGAAAACACUCCAUUCCUUGUGCUUAGAGAGUUUUACCUUGCUGUGGAUGAAGGAACGUCUGACGCCAUUGAAGAAAUAACUUACAACAACAACUUGGAUGUCAGUGUGGUUUUCCAGCCAACCUUAACAUUUGUGAAACGAAAGCACAGAGGCUGGACAGCUUUGCACAUUGCUGCAUCUCAUUGCAACGUUCGCGCUGUCAGAUUUUUGUUGACUGAGGGAUGUGAUAUUGAAGCUCUUACUCCCGAAGGUGAAACGGCAUUACACGUUGCCGCAAAACAUGGAGCAGCAGAUGUAAUGUCUUACUUGCUGGAAUGCAAUAUAUAUCUACGUGAUCGUCAGAACAAUCAAGGAGUUACAGCUUUGUUAAAAGCUAUUUUUAAUUCACAGCAAGCCUUCAAAGGCAAUUACCGCAGAUGUGUGGAUAUACUGCUCGGGGCCGGUUGCAAUCCCAAUAUCUCAUCUUCCUCUAAAGUCACUGCCCUACAUGUGGCCGUUGACAAAGGUGACAUACAUUUAGUCGCCAGACUAAUCACUUCUGGUGCAAAUGUCAAUGCACUCUGUGAUCAAAACACCAGCCCAUUAUUGCGUGCCUUAACGGGAAAGUUUGUCAACACAUUUAUUGUAACCGCUUUACUGCUGGGUGGUGCCGACACAUCUUUGAAGAUGAACGAGAGGUCAACUCUACACAUUGCAGUGUCACGCUGUGACGACCGAAUCAUAGAAACAUUUUUAAAGCAUGGGGCUGAUCCAAACUGCCCUGACGCAUCGGGUAAAACCCCCUUGUCGGUAGCUGUAGAGGAAAACAACAUAAAAGUUGUACCCAUCUUGGUCGCUGGAGGAGGGAAUAUUAAUUAUGCCAGGCCGCCUCAGUUUAUUUCUCUCCUGUCACAAGCUGUUGUAAAUAAUUCUAUUGACAUGGUAAAACUAUUACUACAACUUGGCGCCUCAGCUCACACAGAGACAUGCAUGUGGUCCACACCUCUACAUCUGGCCGUGGACCAACAAAAUAUCCAGAUUAUCAUAGAGCUGCUCCGAGCCAACUGUCCACUGAACACUACAAGCAACGCCAAGUACUCUCUGCGGCCCAUGACGCCCCUGCAGCUUGCUAUGGAGCUUGGAAAUGUUGAGAUCAUCUGUCUACUUAUCCAGGCUGGGUGUAAGGUAAAAUGGGGAUGGCUCAGGGAAGACAGGCUGUCUCUUGCUUUAGCCAGUAAGCCAGAUGCCAUAAGGCACAUUCACAAGUAUGUCUCAACAAUUCCAUCUUUGCUUCAUUUAAGUAGAUUGUGUAUACGUGAACACCUAGGGGAUAGGUUCACAACUGUGCAUAAAUGGAUGAGAGAAUCCUUCUUUGUGCCACAUAAAAUAUCUGCCUACCUGGCACUCUGUGAUAUACUUGAUUGAUUUUAAUAUUAUAAUUAGAUACCUACUUUUGCACAUAAUAUUAUAAUGAGAUUCUCCUCCGUACCCAUAAUAUUUUAAUAAUUCUGAUUUUUUUUUAAAUUAAAAUAUUUCAAACAUUAAUGUAGAACUUUCUUUGAGCUAUGAUUUUAUUUGAAAAUGUUACCUAAAUUACUGUGAUUUUUUUAAAAUAAAAAAUUGUGUAUUCAUGUUGCUAGCUAUGACCAUGACCUAUAGUGCCAACUAUUUUAUUUAACCAAACAUUACAGGAGCAUUAAAAAAUAAACAUUAAAUUUGGUGGAAACCUGAAUUCACCUCCACAGUUCAAUCUUCUAGUUUCUCAUAGUUGCGUUCCCAAUAAACCACUGCACAUGGUUGUCAACGAUGCAGCCCUCUUGCGCCAUCUGCUGUAUCAUGUUAUCAAAGCAAGAGUUGCCAUGUUAUUUAGAAAGUCUGCGCUGCUCAUUAGGGGGUCACAAAGAGUUUAGCAAAUGUUCUCUCCAAUGUGAUAUCAUUGUAAAACUGUGAACUAAAGUAUGUCAUUUGUUGAUAUACUUCAUCCAGAUGUUAGUGAGUGCAUGUAGCAUAACUGCUGAUGUUAAACCUUUUCACGUAGCCAGUGUUGUGAGAACAUUUAAAUGGGCUCUAACCUUAUCCAGCAGCAGGCAGCAGAAAAGGAACCAAAUAAUUGUGUCUGAGAGCAAGCGUCGACACUCUCAAAAGUAGCUCAUGUAGAAUGUCUUUCAAAUUUUAUUACCAUUCUUUUUUAAUAAAGAAAAAUUAUUCUGAUUAUGUGAUCUAUUGCACUAUUUAUGAAAUGGUUGAGUUGCUUGACAAUGGUGUGCACCUUGCUGCCUUGUAGCAGUAGAGCAUAAUAUAGUUUAAUUUUAAUGCUAGCUCUCGAAACAACUAAAUAGUGCCCUAUGUUUUUUAUUUUGAGAUAUAGGGGAUUUUUUAACAAUUUAUUUAUAAUCAUGCAAUUUAUUUAUUAAACAUAGACCAUUUUGUGAUAUGUAUAUUCCGUGUAUGAAAAAAAUACAUUUUAAAGUUCAUGCAUGAGUUAAGCAGUAAUAGGCUUUUGUGUAUGUUCUAAUAAGCUUUGCUGCAUUAACUAUAUUCACCACAUUUACAACCCGGUACAAAUAGCCUUUUUGAAUCCAAAUUUCCACUCCACCUUUAGAGCUGUCAUUUGAUGCACAGCUUCCACUAGUGAAGUAUUUUAAUCUUUCUUUAUCCUGGCUAUUUGCACAUAAAAACGUGUCCUUAACACGAUUUUUACUGUUUAUUGUUACAGAAAGCAUUUUAUUUUACUGGUAGAUCGAAUUUUAAAGACUUUAAUAAGAAAAGGGACCAUGUCAUCAUUUUGAAUUACCGGUAUUUGCACAAAAUAUGUUCUGUACUAUUACCCCAUUUUUAAUUUAAAAAACUUUGUUUUAUGAAUAAGGAACGGAGAGUUUUCAUAUUUACCAAUAGGUUCAAUCAAAAUAGCCAUUUGCUCAUGUUGAGAAACAGCUGGAGAGAGAUGCACUCUUACAGUUUCUUAACAUCCCGUGAUAGGCCAGUGACUUUGAAACAGUUGCACCAAUGAGAGCUGGAUAGAAAUGAAAUUAAGGACUAAACAGCAAAGCUAAAACAAAGUCCUUUUUUGUGUGGUAAUGUUACCUUCAACUUAAACAGAAGAAAUAUUUUUAAAAAGUAAUCCAUUUAUUCUAAUAAUUUGCUGGAACACUGUUCCUAUCUCAAAGAGAGUUUUGAAAAAAAGUAAAUAAAUAGUUUUGUAUGUUACAGACUUUUUAUUUUACAGUGUUGCAAUUUUUUUUUUUUUUUUUUUUUAAAGAUUUAAAUAGCAACCAUGAAGUGAUUUUGCAAUAAAACUAACGCGUUUUUUUUUCUUUCAAGGGGUUUAGAGAUUAGAGCCUAAAGUUUUCAAAGUUGUGCAUGGAAUCAGCUAAAAUAACUCAGGUGAUUAGUUUGUUUUUGUUUGUUAUUUCAUGGAUAGAUUGCUGUACAAAUGGUCCUAAAACUAGUAGAAGCCUUAUGUGAUAUAAACUUGAUGUGGAUAUCAUUCUUCAAAGUAUCAUAGUUCAAAGGAAUUCCGUCUUGUACAUGUGUAGAAUACCCCGGAGUGUAAUCUAACAUUAGUUCAAAGGAAUUCUGUCUUGUACAUGUGUAGAAUACCCCGGAGUGUAAUCUUACAUUAGUUCAAAGGAAUUCUGUCUUGUACAUGUGUAGAAUACCCCGGAGUGUAAUCUUACAUUAGUUCAAAGGAAUUCUGUC
This is a messenger RNA of Lymnaea stagnalis (great pond snail), 6615 nucleotides long. The record is from the annotation of a GenBank genome assembly. Lineage: Eukaryota; Metazoa; Mollusca; Gastropoda; Lymnaeidae.